GCAUUUGUUCCCUCCAUGGCAUGGAUGAUUGUGACCUUCGGCGCCAUUCAUGGUCUUGGAUUUGGUCUUACCUUACUGACGUAUAGUAUAAUCCUAGCGAUGUAUUUUGACAAGUACAGAGGCUUAUCUUCGGGAAUGAAGUAUGCUGGAGGAUCAUUGGCUGGUCUUGUUUUUCCCAAGUUCCUCCCCUACUUACAAGAGGAAUACGGUUUCCGUGGUGCGCUUCUCAUCUACGGAGGUGUCACUAUGCACCUUUCGGCAAUCGGUCUUUUUGUGAGGGAACCACCGUGGAUUUCUUUGAAGAAAAACAAGGACGGUUCGCGGAAUGCAACUGAGGAAUCUUCGUUGAAUAUACAAAAUAAUUCGUCUGCUUCUCAACAACUCCAAAAUGCUUCAGCGACCCUUGCCGCAAAUCAAGUCAAGAAACAUCGUCAGGAACUGAGGUUGUUACUCAAACCCAUGCUCUUCGUCGUUGUUACACUGGCCGUGGUGACAGACUUUACAGGAGCUGCGUUUGUCACCACUCUGGUUGACUACGCACUAGAUAAAGGUUUGUUGAUUGAAGAUGCAGAAUCCCUCAUCAUCUACGGGUCUUGCAGCCAACUCAUUGGGCGGCUGCUCCUUCCCCUUAUGGCGGACGCGAGAUGCUUUCGACGUAGUACCUUAGUUAUGGCGAGCUUUUUUAUUUGGGGAUGUUCAGUGAUUGCGAUGCCCUAUGCUACGCUUCGUGUGCACAUAAUUCUUCUUUCCUUAUGCGUGUACCUCGUUUACGGAUGUCUGCAAUCUAUGAGGAGCGUCCUCAUGGCAGACUACAUCGGUGUUCAAUGGAUCUCAACGUGCUACGGGAUCUCAGGGUUGGUCUUACUGCCUCUCGCUUUCUGCAGUCCAUCAAUAACAGGUUUCUUUCGAGAUAUCCAUGGAACUUACGACGGGCUGUACAUGUUUCACGGAGGAAUACAGCUGGCAGCUUCGGCCCUCUUCCUCGCUGUUGUCUAUAUUGAAAGAAGGAACACGAAUAUAUGGACGCUAAGCUGGAGCACCUAG
Molecule: messenger RNA, 1044 nt
Organism: Ixodes scapularis (black-legged tick)
Lineage: Eukaryota; Metazoa; Arthropoda; Arachnida; Ixodida; Ixodidae
Product: monocarboxylate transporter 12-B
Exons: 3
Coding region: 16-1044 (342 amino acids)
Biological process (GO): transmembrane transport
Molecular function (GO): monocarboxylic acid transmembrane transporter activity
Source: RefSeq, a predicted model, not a curated record